Molecule: messenger RNA, 2734 nt
Organism: Eupeodes corollae
Lineage: Eukaryota; Metazoa; Arthropoda; Insecta; Diptera; Syrphidae
Gene: cd
Product: chorion peroxidase
Exons: 6
Coding region: 174-2651 (825 amino acids)
Biological process (GO): response to oxidative stress
Molecular function (GO): peroxidase activity; heme binding
Source: RefSeq, a predicted model, not a curated record
UUAGUUUGUAAUUUGUGCUUGUUUGCUGCAUUCAAGAUUGUUACUUAUCACGAGGCGGACGUGGCUCCUCAUCGUCGGUUAUUGUCGAUACCGUUUGGCUUGGAAUACCAUUUGGUGUUAGGUUACUCGCUCGUUUUGUUUUAUUGAAGUCAUUAAUUUAAACGAAAAACACUAUGUCCACCUCGACUGAAACCACACCAUUAACGGCAGCUGCAGCAAUGGCAGCCGCACCUCCAACUGGUCCAUCGUAUGUUUUCCCUGGAGUCCCUUCACGUUCUCGCAGAAGUCAAAUGAGGAGAUUCCAAUGUUGCAUGUGGACGGUAUUUCUUGGCAUGAUUAUUCUAGCCCUAGUCAUUGCAACAAAUUUCAGUAGCUAUGAUCCGUAUACGAACUCAUCAACAGUGCAUUUACUUGUUGACUCGGAUGAUCUCCCUAUGAAUUCGUCAGACUUGUUCCUACUGUUAAUGGAUAUAAUCGACCCUAUACCGGAUGAGGAAGUUAUUGAUUGGAAGUUUCCAGCAAUAAAUGCCUCCCUCCAAGCUGAAGCUGAAGAAUUUGCUGUGAGAGCACUGGGAGACCGUGAACUUUUUGAGGAAACAAUUUCUCUAACUCCGGUCAAUACUCCAGCAUAUCGUCAUUAUCGUUCCAUUAGCACAACCCCUGAAUCAAGGAAGCUAGCACGACGUGGUUAUGUUGAAUAUCAUGCUACACUGUUAAUAGCAAAGAAGUUCAACUACACCAAGCGACCGGGCAGAAGCAACAUCGGAAAUGGACCUCGGAUCAAUCUCAAUGAUCCCACCCAUUUUGUCAAGUGUGAUCCGAAAGAGAAAUAUCGUCGAGCGAACGGCACAUGUAAUAAUAAACGUAAUCCAAGGUAUUAUGGAGCGGCUUACAUUCCCUAUCGGCGACAGGUUGCUCCAGACUACGGUGAUGGUAUUUCAGCACCGAGGAAAUCGCACACACAAAAGGAACUUCCUUCGGCUCGCCAGGUUUCGCUACAAGUUCACCGCGCCUCGUAUCCAACUGACUCGAAUUUCACGGUCAUGUUGGCAGUGUUCGGUCAGUUUCUAGACCACGAUAUAACGGCAACUGCUUUAACUACUUCUCAAGAUGGCGAGUCUAUUAAUUGCUGUACAGUUCCAUUAAGUACUCAUCCAGAAUGUUUUCCUGUGCCUUUGGAACGCAGUGAUCCCUUUUACACAUUAUACAAUGCCACUUGUAUGAACUUUGUCAGAUCCGCCGCUGCACCGACUGGGAUCUACGGGCCGCGUCAGCAGCUCAACCAAGCCACUUCAUUCAUUGAUGGUUCAGUAGUUUAUGGAAACAGUGAACAGAGGCAAAUGUCACUGCGCACGAGGAGGAAUGGAACUCUGAGAAUGUAUAUUACCCAUGAUGGAAGAGAGCUCCUUCCACUAUCGACCAAUCCCGAUGAUGGAUGUAAUCAGGAAGAGAUGAAUUCCGUGGGCAAGUACUGUUUCGAGUCUGGAGAUGAUCGUUCCAAUGAGAAUCUCUUACUCACCUCAAUGCACCUGUUGUUUGCCAGGCAUCACAAUUAUCUAGCUCGGGGCUUGCAGGCUGUAAAUCCCCAUUGGAAUGAUGAGACAGUUUUUCAGGAAGCUCGAAAAAUUAUAGGUGCACAAAUGCAACACAUAACCUACAAUGAGUUCCUACCGAUUCUCUUGGGCAAGAAGUUGGCCACAAAGAUUGGGAUAACUUCAGAUCCACGAUCGAAUGUGGAUACAUAUGAUCCAAAAGUAGAUGCAAGUAUCGCGAACAAUUUUGCCAGUGCAGCAUUCAGAUUUGCACAUACUCUUCUACCGAGCCUGUUUCAAGCUACAAAGGACAAUUCCACUCAAGGAUCGAUAGAACUGCAUAAGAUGCUUUUUAACCCGUACUCCCUAUGGGCCGAACGUGGCAUCGACAAGGCCAUCGAGCUGAGCGUCAAUAACCCGGUCUCGCGGGUUGAUCGUUUUUUCUCCAUAGAGCUGACGGAAAAACUCUUUGAGGGCACCACCACUGCUGAGGAUCGUAUUCCAAUAUGCGGUCUGGAUUUGGUUUCUUUGAAUAUUCAGAGAGGUCGUGAUCAUGGUCUUCCGAGUUAUCCGGUAUUUCGUAAGCAUUGUGGAUUUCCGUCGAUAAAAACUUGGAAAGAUAUGGAAGCUUCUAUUGAACCGGAAUCACUUAAAUCCAUCCGGGAAAUUUAUGCAACUCCAGACGAUGUAGACUUCUACACCGGAGCUUUGAGUGAACCACCGAUUGAGGGUUCAAUAUUUGGACCUGUUCUUACAUGUAUCGUUUCAGAUCAAUUUCUGCGAAUAAAGAAAGGCGAUUCUCAUUGGUAUGAGCGCAAAGUUGGCCCCCAAAUAUUUACUCCUCGUCAAUUGAAGGAGAUAUACAAAACUAAAUUAGCUCGAAUAAUUUGUCGCAAUUCUGAUGCAAUUGAUCGGACACGAGUUCUCGUUAUGGAACGUCGCCCUUCUGAAGAAAAUAUUUUUGCUAAUUGCACAGAGUUAAGGAAUUUCAAUUUUUCACCAUGGAAGGAAAAAAUCCGAUCGACGAAUUUGACUGCCGUGGCUUUUUCUAACAGUGAAACUCUUAUAAGAGUAAUGACAGUGGUAAAUUCUACAAUGCCACCAAAUUUUAAAUUAUAGGUUUUAAUGUAGUUUUUGUAUGUUAAUAGUUUUUGUCUAAUUUUUUAAAAUAAAUAAAUUAAAUAAUUUGUACGUUGUUCAUA